CUGCAUCGUGUGUUUCCGUAUUUUUCCCAAUUUUUUAUCAAUUUGUUAAUAUAGCGUUACGCCCUCCUUUGCUCCUCCUACGCCUCGUUUUUUUUUUUUCUGUGUUUAUUCAUUAAAAAAUAAAAAAUGUAUUUUUUUAUUAAUUUUCGUCUUCUUUCCUUAUCUCUGUGCUGUGCUGAAGCCAUUCUCGACUUUCUGGAUCGAGAGUCUGACAUGAAAUAAGCCAAAAUCCCUCGAGAAAUUCUCUUUUACUCGUUCGAAGGUCAAAGCAGGCGGAACAGUGAUUGGGUUGCAGAUCCGGUCGGGGUUGGAACUGAUAAGAAUCUGGAAGGUUUGGAGGAGGAUUUUUUGAGCGAGUGACUUUGAGGUUCUGGUGUUGAUGAUCUGUUGGGAAAUGGAAAUGAUGCGGAUCUCUAGGUUUGGGUAUCGAGUUCGAAGGAAGGAUCCGCCAUGGGCGAGGAUCUGGUGGGUUUGAGAUUGUUGGAGUGGAGAAGUAGGAGGUUUGAGUGGUUUGGUGCAAGAGUUGUUUGUUUUCGUGGGUUUUGGUGAUGGCUACUGUACAGAAAUUGUCUGUAUCGAGUGUAAGCACGAGCGGGAACAGUCAUGGUUCGUGCAAGACUGAUGCAGUUGUCUCGGAUCAGUUCCCGGCUGGGCUGAGAGUUCUUGUUGUUGAUGACGAUACCACUUGUUUGAAGAUUUUGGAGCAGAUGCUUCGGAAAUGCUUGUAUCAUGUUACAACUUGCUGCCGGGCUACUGUUGCUUUAAAUCUUCUUCGGGAAAAGAAAGGUUGUUUUGAUGUAGUAAUAAGUGAUGUUCACAUGCCUGAUAUGGAUGGCUUUAAGCUUCUUGAACAUGUUGGGCUAGAAAUGGACCUACCUGUUAUCAUGAUGUCUGCUGAUGGGAGAACUAGUGCAGUGAUGAGGGGGAUCAAACAUGGGGCUUGUGAUUAUUUGAUUAAGCCUGUACGUGUAGAAGAGCUGAAGAAUAUUUGGCAGCAUGUUGUUCGUAAAAAGUGGAAUGAGAAGAAAGAACAUGAACACUCAGGUAGUGUGGAAGAUAAUGAUUGCCAUAAACGGGGGGCAGAUGAUGCUGAGUAUACUUCAUCUGUUAAUGAAGGAACAGAUGGUAAUUGGAAAGCACAGAAAAAAAGGAGGGAUGCUAAAGAAGAUGAAGAAGAUGGAGAAAUGGAAAAUGAUGACCCAUCAACAUCAAAGAAACCUCGUGUAGUGUGGUCAGUGGAGCUCCAUCAGCAAUUUGUCAGUGCUGUCAACCAGCUUGGCAUUGAUAAAGCUGUUCCAAAGAGAAUACUUGAGCUAAUGAAUGUUCCAGGUCUAACUAGAGAAAAUGUUGCAAGCCAUUUGCAGAAAUUCAGACUUUAUUUGAAAAGACUAAGUGGAGUAGCUCAACAACAGGGUGGGAUUCCUAAUUCAUUUUGUGGGCCUGUAGAAUCAAAUGCGAAAAUGGGUUCACUAGGUAGACUUGACAUUCAAGCUUUGGCUGCUUCUGGUCAAAUUCCUCCACAAACGCUGGCUGCUCUUCAUGCUGAACUUUUAGGUCGACCAACAAGUAACCUGGUUUUGCCUGCAAUAGAUCAGCCAGUUCUUCUACAAGCAUCACUUCACGGGCCCAAGUGCCUUCCUGUUGAAAGUGGUGUGGCAUUUGAUCAACCUUUAAUAAAAUGUCCAUCUAACAUAUCCAAACAGUUUUCUCAAGCCAAUAUAUCCAUUGAGGAUAUUCCUUCAGGCUUUGGAUCAUGGGCAACUAAUAGUGUUGGUGCAGUGGGCCCAGCGAGCAACCUUUGGGGUUUAAAUACCCAAACUAGUACUGUUUUGAUGCAAAUGCUACAACAGCAGCAGCAGCAACACCACCAACAACAACAGCACCAGCACCAACAACAGCACCAGCACCAACAACAGUGCGUUCUAUCUGAAACUGGCCAUACAAUUAAUGUGCAGCCUUCUUGUGUUGUUGUACCAUCUCAAUCAUCAACCAGUUUUCCAGCAGGAACAACUGCUGUUUCCCUCAAUCAAAACUCCAGCUUCAACAGCAAUACUGUCAUUGAUUACAGCUUACUUUCUGGGCAAGCAAAUAAUGUCUCCUUAGGUAUUGGACAAGUCCCGGAUGUGGACAUAAAGAAUAUUAAUGUGCUUAAUGGGUAUGCUGUCGCAGGAUCUGUAUCCCCAAUGGUUUCAUCUUGCUCAGUCCAUGCUGACAGUAGUGCAGGUUGGCAAGUCCAGAAUUCAGCUGUACCUUUUACUGCUUCUAGCCAAUUGCCAGGACUUGUUCCAAAUAGAUGUGAAAUUCAAGGUUCAUAUGGCACAAAAACAGCUGCACUUCCAGAUCCAGGGCCCAGCAAAAAUCUUGGUUUUGUUGGUAAAGGGACUUCCAUUCCUAGCCGGUUUGCAGUGGAUGAUCUUGAACCGCCAAUUGACAACUUGAGCCAUGCAAAAACAUUUGGUGAUGUUAAUGGAGACGUAGUGAAGCAAGAAGUCAAUUUUGAUUACAUUGAACAUGCUAAAGUAGGUGCCCCAGUGUUCCGACAAUAUUCUCCAAAUGAUCUUAUGAGUGUUCUCUCAAAAUAGGUCUACUGUGGAUUGAUUGAUAUCUUUAAAUACUUUGAUUCUGGGAAGAGAUUACAUAAAAUAUUUAUUAUUCUUUCCAUAGAUUCUCUGGGUUAAACAUCCUGUUUCCCUGAAGAAAGCUCUUCUCUGCUUCAACAUACGUCAAGGAGGUAAGAACUCUCAAAAUUUCUCUGUAUUUGUGUUCUGAUUUAACCAAGAUAGGAGAGAAAUUUCCUUGUACUAUAGUUUCUUACUGUGCUUAGAGCAUGCGAUAUAUCCAGUCGUGAAGUGUUGUUAGGGAAAUAAUUUGUGGUCAGCUUCUCCAUCUUAACUGGUUAUUAGGGAAAUAAGUUGUGACCAGAGUCUGAAGGCAUUCGGGUGGGCAUAUUUUUCUAAAUUGCAUCUCUCGUAUAGUUCAACGGAAAUAACAAAACACUUUUUUUUGCAAUUAACCGCAUUAUCAUCCUCUCUAUUUUCCAAGUCAAGAAGCAAGAGACAUAGCAGAGUUUAGGGUUAUUUUACUAGAAAGUGCUUUUCAUAUGAUACAUGUUGAGUUCGGUGCAGUAACAUGAGCCAACCUCUUGUUCUUCCAAGAGUUUCAACUUUCAACUUGUAGUUGUACCAUCAUUAUUUAUUGGGUAAUUCUAGCUUCA
Nelumbo nucifera (sacred lotus) is the source of this 3214-nucleotide messenger RNA. RefSeq names its product two-component response regulator ORR21-like. Gene Ontology annotation, biological process: phosphorelay signal transduction system; regulation of DNA-templated transcription; cytokinin-activated signaling pathway. The record is from RefSeq and is a predicted model, not a curated record. Gene Ontology annotation, cellular component: nucleus. Lineage: Eukaryota; Viridiplantae; Streptophyta; Magnoliopsida; Proteales; Nelumbonaceae. Gene Ontology annotation, molecular function: DNA binding; nuclear receptor activity; steroid binding.